AUGCCAGAGCCAUUAGAGAUCGCCGACAUUCACGCGCACACCGACGAGUCAGCGGCCGAGAGCGAGGCGGAGGAGAGCGGAGUGGUUGAGCAGCAGGAGGACAUGCUGGCAGACUACGCCGACAGCGAGACAGCUAUCGAGCUGAUGCACUCGCGGCUAGAUAGCCUGGACAAUUUGGGCCUGGCGCGAUUCCACAGUGUCGAGUACCUGGGCCUGCGCCAGAACUUUAUCAAGGCCAUCACGUCAAUUAACGACCUGGCCACGCUGAAGGAGCUGGACCUGUACGAUAACCGCCUGAACGCCAUCGAGGGCGUUGACCAGCUGGUGAACCUGACCAGCGCAGACUUUUCAUUCAACAAAAUCCGCAGGAUCGAGAACAUCGAGACCCUGCGCAAUCUUACCGAAGUCUACUUUGUCAGCAACAAGAUCAGCACGAUUGAGAACCUGAGCCCGCUGGUCAACCUGACAAGCCUGGAGCUGGGCGCCAACCGCAUCCGCAGGAUCGAGGGUCUCGAUGAGCUGGUCAACCUAGAGCAGCUGCGGCUGAGGAUCCUGAGCAUCCAGAGCAACCGUAUCACCAAACUCGAAGGGCUUGAGGAUCUGGAGCGUCUGGAGGAGCUGUAUCUGAGGCUUGAGAACAACACGAAGCUGACCAUCCUCGACGAGAUUUCGGGGAUCAAGCACCUGCCAGUGCUCGAGGAUCUGUGGGCGUCAGGCAACAGGCUCGAGUCGUUCCAGAACAUCGAGGACGAGUGCGCGCCGAUACAGUCGCUGCGCACGGUCUACUUUGAGUUCAGCCCGCUGCAGACCAGCCAGCCCACCGCGUACCGCCGCAAGCUGAUGCUCAUGCUGCCCCAAAUCACGCAGAUUGAUGCCACCGAGUGCCGGCGGCAGCCGCUUUGUUGA
Molecule: messenger RNA, 906 nt
Organism: Linderina pennispora
Lineage: Eukaryota; Fungi; Kickxellomycota; Kickxellomycetes; Kickxellales; Kickxellaceae
Product: L domain-like protein
Exons: 4
Coding region: 1-906 (301 amino acids)
Molecular function (GO): protein binding
Source: RefSeq, a predicted model, not a curated record